This is a messenger RNA of Linum tenue, 2778 nucleotides long. The record is from the annotation of a GenBank genome assembly. Lineage: Eukaryota; Viridiplantae; Streptophyta; Magnoliopsida; Malpighiales; Linaceae.
AUGAUCCAGCUAGCAAAGCAACUCGUCAACCACGACCACCGACUCUCAGCUACAAUCUGCCUCAUCCCCCUGCCAUCCGGCAACAACACCAAUCUCACCGCCGGCGACGACUCUCGAGUCCGAUUCGUCAACCUCCCCGCCGUGAAACCGCCUCCGGACACCGAUCCAGCCCGAUUCCUGCCCACCAUCCUCGAGGGCUCGAAGCGCCACAUCAAGGAAUUAGUCGGAUCUGACGUCGCCCGACUCGCCGGGUUCGUCGUCGACAUGCUCUGCUGCACGGCGAUGAUGGAUUUGGGUAGCGAGCUCGGUGUUCCUCCCUAUGUCUUCUACCCAUCGGGGGCGAAUUUCCUCGGGUUCAUGCUCGAAUUGCAGGCGCUCCACGACGAAGGGAAGCUCGGGGACUUGGCCGAGCUCAAGGACACGGAAUCCGAGAUGGCGAUUCCGAGUUUGGAGAAGCCGCUCCCCUGUAAGUUCCUGCCGUCCGUCGUCGUCGAGAAGGAGUGGCUUCCCCUGCUUAUUGACAACACCCGGAGAUUGCGGGAAGCCAGGGGUAUUGUGGUAAAUACGUUCCUGGAGCUGGAAACCUAUGCUUUAGGCUCGGUCUCGGUUGCCGGGAACCCUCCGGUUUACCCGGUCGGACCGCUGCUGAAUCUGAAUUCGGCUCGACCGGAGGAGGAGGAGGAGGAGGAGUACAAGGAGGUGAUGGAGUGGCUGGACGGCCAGCCGGCCGGGUCCGUGGUGUUCCUCUGUUUCGGGAGCAUGGGGAGCUUCGCGAAGGAGCAGGCGACGGAGAUUGCCGCGGCGCUGGAGCGCGCCGGUCAUCGUUUCCUGUGGUCGCUCCGGCGGCCUUCGGAGAUGGGGAUUACGGGAGUACCGGGCGAGUACGAGAAUUUCGAUGAUGUGUUGCCGGGAGGGUUUUUGGAUCGUACGUCUGGGGUUGGGAAAGUGAUCGGGUGGGCCCCGCAGAUGGCCGUGUUGGGUCAUCAGUCGGUGGGAGGGUUCGUGUCGCACUGCGGGUGGAACUCGAUGCUGGAGAGCGUGUGGUUUGGCGUCCCGAUCGGGGCUUGGCCGAUGUACGCGGAGCAACAGCUGAAUGCGUUUCAGUUCGUCGAGGAUCUGGGGUUUGCGGAAGAGAUCAGGAUGGAUUACCGAUGGGGUAGUGGGAAGAUAGUGACGGCGGAGGAGAUCGAGGGAGGGAUACAACGACUGAUGACGACGACUGGAAAUGACAGUAGGACGAGGAAGACGAUGAAUGAAAUCAGUGAAAUGAGCAAAAAGACAUUGGUGAAUGGUGGCUCGUCGUACUCUUCUAUGACUCGUUUUAUCCAAGAUAACACCACAACGGCGGCCGAGCUCGUCUUCGUCCCCGCGCCAGCCGCCGGCCACCUCUUCUCCGCGGUGGAGCUAGCUAAGCAACUCGUCACCCACGACCAACGACUCUCGGUCACCAUCUGCGUCACCACCAUGCUCACCGCCGGAUUCAAAGCCGCCAUCGAUCCCACCGCCGACGACUCCUCCGUCGCCUCCCGAAUCCGAUUGAUCGAUCUCCCCAUCGUGAAACUCCCUCCAAACACCAAUCCCAGCGAAACCCUGCCUUACAUUCUCGAAGCCUCCUCUGCCUCCAUCAAAAAAAUCGCCUCCGACAUCAUCCGACGCCGGACCGAGUCGAGCGGCGACUCGCCCAGGCUCGCCGGAUUCGUAAUCGACAUGUUCUGCACGAGGAUGAUCGAUGUGGCCGGCGAGCUCGGCGUUCCUUGCUACGUUUUCUACACAUCGGGGGCGAAUUUCCUCGGGUUCAUGCUUCACUUGCAGGCGCUCCGCGACGAGGGAAAGCUCGGAGACUUGGCCGAGAUGAAGGAUAACGAAUUCGAGAUGGCGAUUCCGAGUUUGGAGAAACCUCUCACCUGUAAAUGCCUUCCUUCCGCCGUCGUCGAGAAGGAUUGGCUUCCCCUGCUCAUCGACAACACCCGGAGGUUACGAGAGGUCAGGGGAAUCGCCGUAAAUUCGUUCCUCGAGCUGGAACCUCACGCAAUCGACUUCCUCUCCACCGGCGGGAUCAUCCCUCCGGUUUAUCCGGUGGGACCAAUUUUGAAUCUGAAGGCGGUUCAGGGUAACGAGGAGGUGAUGGAGUGGCUCGACAAUCAACCGGCGGCGUCGGUGGUGUUCCUCUGCUUCGGCAGCAUGGGGAGCUUCGGGAAGGAACAGGUGACGGAGAUCGCGGUGGCGCUGGAGCGAUGUGGUCAGAGGUUCCUGUGGUCCCUCCGGCGGUCGCCGGAAGCAGGGGAGGUUGGACCGCCGAGUGAGUACGGGAAUUUCGAUGAGGCACCGCUGCCGGCCGGGUUUUUGGACCGGGUGAGUGGAAUUGGGAAAGUGAUUGGGUGGGCCCCACAGACGGCGGUGCUGCGCCACGUGGCGGUGGGAGGGUUCGUGUCACACUGCGGGUGGAACUCGGUGCUGGAGAGCAUAUGGUUUGGUGUGCCGGUCGGGGCGUGGCCAAUGUACGCGGAGCAGCAGCUGAAUGCGUUUCAAUUGGUGGAGGAGCUGGGGCUGGCGGAAGAGAUCAAGAUGGAUUACCGGUGGGACGGUGGGAUGAUGGUGACGGCGGAGGAGAUCGAGGGAGGGAUACGGCGGUUGAUGGCGGCGGAGAAUGACGAGGGGAGGAAGAGGAAGACGGUGAAGGAGGUUAGUGAGAUGAGCAAAAAGGCGUUGACGGAAGGUGGCUCGUCUUGCUCUUCUCUGAGUCGUUUUAUUCAAGAUGUGAUCGAUAACAUUUCUUGA